UUGUCGCCUGUGUAAAGAAACGUCUAUUUUUAGGUUUUUAUCAAAAAAUUGCUUAAUAUUUUUGCGGUUCUAUUUAUUUUAUUGUGGUCCAAAAACUGUCUUCUGUUCCGCCUAAUUGCGGAAAAGUGAAAUUCGUUGAAGAACCGCGAUCGUUAAAAUUCCGAAACUGGGUUGAUGCUAAAUCGCAAUAUUGGAUAGGAAGAAAGAAAAAAAAAGUUUCUCCUGGCUGCUGUUGUUCCCCGUUCCUUUCCUAACUUUUCUUCGUCGGAUCGCGAAAUAUUUAUCCGAUCAGUGAAGCGAUAUCUCAGUGGCAAUUCGUAGGAAAAGCAGGAAAAGAGUGCCUAUCAGUGGAAAAAAGAGAGGGUGUGAAAAAAAAAUCGCACACGAGUUGUGAAAAAGGAAAAUUGGGAAAUUGUGUGAAAAGUGCUUCUGUUCCACUUUGACCGCGGAGAUAAUCUGUCGAUGUAUAAUUGAACACAAUGUCGAAGAAUAAGAUUGCGAGUUCCAAACUCGAAAGCGACCACAUCGAGAUAAAGUCAAAGUUCGACGCCGAAUUCCGGAGAUGGUCCCUAAAACGGUCCGAGCAGCACAACUUCGAGGCGUUCCAGUCGCUGAUUGAACGGUUGCACAAACUGGACCGAUCGCAGCUGCUGGUGUCCUACAUAGAUCCGCGAGAUAACGAUCUGCUGCCGAUUAACAAUGACGACAACUUUGGACGAGCUCUGACCACGGCCCGGCCGCUCCUUCGCGUUAUCAUCCAGCGGAAAGGAGACAGCAUAGAAGAAAUAACCGGAUACGGAACCAUUAGGCCACGGAAUCUUAUCAGCAGCAUCCUCGGACAAACCCCUGUGAAAUCAAAAAGUUUAGCUAUUUCUAAUCCACAUGAUUUUCGACAAGUAUCCGCAAUCAUUGAUGUUGAUAUUGUACCGGAAACUUGCAGACGAGUCCGUUUACUUAAACAUGGCAGUGACAAACCUCUUGGAUUCUAUAUUCGUGAUGGUACAUCAGUACGCGUUACUGCGAACGGGCUAGAGAAGCAACCAGGUAUAUUCAUUUCCCGCUUAGUUCCCGGUGGUUUGGCGGAAAGCACCGGCUUGCUAGCAGUGAACGAUGAAGUCCUUGAGGUGAAUGGUAUCGAAGUUAAUGGCAAAACGCUGGAUCAGGUCACUGACAUGAUGGUUGCCAAUAGCUCCAACCUUAUCAUCACGGUGAAACCUGCUAACCAAAGAACGUUGGCCCCUCCGAGGCGUGGAUCUUUCUCACGCAACAGUCAACUGUCCGGCGGUUCACACCAAUCACACCACACAACGGGAUCGGAGGAAAAUGAUCAAGAUGAUCAGGAUGAAAUUCGAGAUCUUACUGGUGCGGCGACACUUGAAGAAAACGCAUUAAUUACGCAAAAAGAUGGGGUGCUUCAUUUGUGAGUGACUUGGCAGUAAUUGAUAAGCGAGUAACUUAAAUUUAACCAGCACCACAACAUACCUUUUAGAGGUGCCUUCCCACACCAGCCUCCACAGAAAUGUAUAAAACAGCACACUAUUGUGCGUCAAUUGUGACUCAAAUAUUUAGACGUCUUUUUAGACUAUGUGUACCAACUUAUAGAUAACUGCUAACAGUAUUUCAGAAUUCAUUCCGUUCGUUUAUGUUGUCUGCAUUUAGAUUAUGAAAAACAAGUUUAUAUUGUCUGUUAGGAAAAUACAGUAUAUGCAUUUGGGAAAAUCCCAGGCCUGAAAAAAAACUUUUAUUGUUCUACUUGUUGCUUUUGUCCAUUGUGCUAUUCGACUUAUUUGGAAUUUUGUUUGUGUUUAACUAUCGGUACACUUUUUUUCUCGUAACAUAUAUUUUACCACGAUCUUAAUCUGUACUUAAAAAAUGGUCAAAUUCUCAAUUGUUGCGGGAGUAAUUCUUAUCAUUUCAGGUGUUAUCUUCACUUAUUUGUUACUAUGAUUAUAAUUCGUUAUUAUUGAAAAAAAUCAAUCCAUUCCCAAAAGUGCUCAAUGUAAUAACGCGCAUCAAAAUUUUGAAAACAUACAGACAUGAAGUAGAGACUAGUGCCUUUAGAGUAUGACUAUUAGGAAACAAAAUUCUCAAAAGUGCACCUUUUUAUAAUUGGAAGUCUUUAUUAGUAAUCAAAAAUGCCUUUCUAUACAAAAGUGAUUAAAGAAUCAGAAAAUUAAAAAAAAAUAGCAGAUAUAAAAAGACAUCAAUAAGAUAUUCCAAGAACAGUGCAAGUAUCAAAAUAUAAUGAUAAGAAGUUAUAAAAUUUCACUUGCUAGCUUGGGAUUUUUAUAAACCAAU
Molecule: messenger RNA, 2298 nt
Organism: Aedes aegypti (yellow fever mosquito)
Lineage: Eukaryota; Metazoa; Arthropoda; Insecta; Diptera; Culicidae
Gene: par-6
Product: partitioning defective 6 homolog beta
Exons: 5
Coding region: 480-1424 (314 amino acids)
Biological process (GO): centrosome cycle
Molecular function (GO): protein binding
Source: RefSeq, a predicted model, not a curated record